GUGGUAGAACAGACGGUGGCGAUCGCACUGGUUGAUACAUAUAAGCAGCGAAGAGCUAGGUCUAACCAAAGACUGACUGGGCUAUUCUCGUUCGCUUCGUCAAAUUGUUACAGCAGAGAAUCUCCAUGGCACCACCUCCAGGACCCUAUUCUGGAACCAGCACCCUCGCCUUGGUGGCUCGUGCUUCCGCAUUCUCUCUUGGACUCGUCUAUGGAAGCAUUAAGCUCAAGGUCCUCAAGGCUAAGGCUAAAUCUCACCAGAAGGCUGCAGCAAAGGCUCAUCACUGAAGGAGGUGUUCUACCAGAAGUUGUGAAUGAGGAUCUGGGGAUAGGAAUAAUGCACAAGGGUGCUGUACCGACAUUUCAUUCUUAGAGCUUUUGUGGAUUAUGAGAACCUUGCUUAGAAGCUGCAAGGUAGUGAUUUUGAAUUGAGAAAUAUGAACUCAGUACUCUGAUGGUUUAUUUGUUGGCUUCGCCUAUUGUAAUGGCACUUCAAUUUCCAUUGCUUAGUGAAAUUACGAGGGUAGUGGUCCCUUGGUUUAGCUCUUUGGUAAUUAUUAUUAAUUAUUAAUUAGCUUCAAUUUCAGUAUUGAGUGGUUAAGCU
This is a messenger RNA of Fragaria vesca subsp. vesca, 603 nucleotides long. RefSeq lists its product as uncharacterized. NCBI's taxonomy places the organism in Eukaryota, Viridiplantae, Streptophyta, Magnoliopsida, Rosales, Rosaceae. The record is from RefSeq and is a predicted model, not a curated record. The transcript has 3 exons. Bases 126 to 287 code for a protein of 53 amino acids.